AUGAAUAAAUCUGAGCAAACAGGAGCUCACGAUCUGCUUUCAAUGUUAAACGAUGUUGAGUUAAUGUCUGUUAAAGAUACUGUCACUAAAUCAAUGAUAUCAACAGAAUCUCGCGAUGAAGCGAUCGAUGCCUGUUUAAAAUGUUCACAAUCAGCAAUGCAAUUGUUACGACGAAAGAAAAUUCGACGAGAUAUUCUUAUGCAGUAUUUAGCUAGAAAGUCGAUAACAAUUAGUUCAGGUGCUGAUAAGGUAAAACUCAUUAAACAAAUAAUCGAUUUUUGGAAUAAUGGUUCUCAAUCAAAACCAAACGACACUUCAUCUUCAGUCACAUUGACCAGUAUCAACCAACUAUCGCAUCAAUUUACUGAAUGGUUUUACACAUCAUGGAAUAGUCUAUCAACAUUUCAAUCGGACCAUUUUUUCCCCGAUUGUCAAUUGACUCUUAUACAUGAAAACAAUCGUCGAGUUUUAGGUGCAUAUUAUGUCUGCGACGCUCUUCGUUCUUACGUUUCCAAUAGAGAUCUACGCUUCUAUCCAAAUCCACAGUCAAACAAAGUCGAAGAAUCGAAACACGGCCUUGUUUUAAUUCAAGUUCACGGAACAAUACAUCAACGUAAUACGUGCACCGGCAUAUUCGAUCAAUCAUUUGGUUUAGUGCGUGAUCCAAAUCAUUGUAAUAAUUAUUUAAUUAAAUUUUGCUUUCUUAAUAUGCAAACGCAAGAACCACCACCAUCACCACCGUCACAACAACAAUUGUUGUCAGCCAAUCAAUCGAUACCAACCUAUCUUGUUGAUAUCAUGCAGAAUUAUGAUCAAACUAUGCAACAGCAAAUUGAUUCAACUGAUUAUUUUAUUGAUGAGCCAGAUAACGAGAGUGAUUGA
Molecule: messenger RNA, 882 nt
Organism: Rotaria socialis
Lineage: Eukaryota; Metazoa; Rotifera; Eurotatoria; Philodinida; Philodinidae
Source: the annotation of a GenBank genome assembly